Molecule: messenger RNA, 5450 nt
Organism: Diachasmimorpha longicaudata
Lineage: Eukaryota; Metazoa; Arthropoda; Insecta; Hymenoptera; Braconidae
Product: protein yellow-like
Exons: 1
Coding region: 344-1645 (433 amino acids)
Cellular component (GO): extracellular region
Source: RefSeq, a predicted model, not a curated record
CUUGCCGCCGUCGUCAGUCAAAAGCUAUACGUUCGACGCUAUGGACCGGUCGAUCUAAACUAGUCUAACGCGAAAUAUCUAGCUUCUCAUUUAAACUCAUACAGACAGACCGCGCGGAAUUGUCGGGGCAAGCCCGGUGGAGUGGUUGAAUAAGAUCACGCGGUUAAGAAUAGCGCGAAACGGUCUUCGACUCCUGUACUUAUUGCUAACUAGCUCCACCGUAAAUUGCAAAAUAACGGGAUAAAAGAGCAUAGUGUACCCCGCAGUGAACAUUAAUACCGAUCUCCUCAAAAGUGUUCGAUCGUCCCAAUCGCUUACGAAUAAAUUCCAAAAUUUCCCAAAAAUGCUAAUGAAGGCGGAAUUGUUGGUCACGUACCUAACGAUAGCAACAGCCGCGGGGAACCUCUUCGAGGAGAGGUUCCACUGGAAUGUGGUGGAUAUAGCCUGGCCCUCGGAUGAAAUAAGAACCCAAGUGAUGGACAGAAACGAAUACACCCCAGUGAACAACGCUAUCGCUGGAAUCAAGGUAUGGAAAGGUAUGAUGUACCUCACAGUGCCCAGAUGGAAGCCAGGGAUUCCCGUAACUCUGGGGGUGAUACCCUCAGAAUUGAUAAUGAAGAAUAUACCACCAAAACUUCAAGCAUAUCCAACCUGGGAAAUGCAAACAGUGGGGGACUGCCGGGCGUUCCAGUUUGUCCAGAGUAUGGAGAUUGAUCCCAUGGGGCGCAUGUGGGUCUUGGACACCGGAAGAACUGCAACAAUGACCACCGAGCCCAAAGCACGAUGCAGUCCUCGUCUGGUUAUCCUGGACCUGAAUAACAACGGAGCUGUCUUACGGAGUAUUCCAUUCCCAGAGAGUGUCACUCCCCACAACGAAUCCUACCUGAAUGACAUUGUCCUUGACAGCACUGGUGGAGGAUACGCCUAUAUCUCCGAUACAAACGAUCGUGAUCCGGGCAUCAUUGUGUAUUCCCUGGAGAAGAACAGAUCCUGGAAAGUUAGACACGACUCCAUGAAAAAACAGACCGAAGCUGAGGACUUCUUCAUCGGCGAUGAGAGAGUGAUCAAGGGCAUUCCCAUCGAUGGUAUCGCUCUUUCACAACUCGACGCCCUGGAAAGAUACGUCUACUACUGUCCCCUGUCGUCGUAUCAUCUUUACUCAGUGAAUACCAUUGGACUGAAAGAAGAAGGCAUCGAUGUUGACAGAUACAUUCAGGAAGUUGGGAGAAAAAGUUCUCAAAGUGAUGGAAUGAUGAUGUCAGCAAAUGGAACACUUUAUUUUGGUCUUCUCGCUGAUGACGCUGUGGCUCAAUGGGACUCGACGAGAGACCUUUCCUUCACAACUGGCCAGAGAAUUGUCGAUAGAAAUCACGCCAAGAUGCAGUGGCCCGAUACCUUUGCCAUCGAUGAUAAUGGGUAUCUCUGGUGCACUGCUAAUGCACUUCACAAUUUUAUGCAUAAUAAAGUCGAUCCCAGGCAGGUUAAUUACAGGAUAGCGCGAUUGUUUAUUCGAUACUUGAGCUAUCAGUAUCACGAGAAUGGCACAAUGCCGGAGUUACCGGUCAUCGUUGCUGGUGCUGAUGAGCGAAUUCCCCUGGCUAUGAGCACAUUUAUCUUCUUAAUUCUUGCAAUUGCUCUUAAGUAAAUGUUUAAGAUUUUAGCUACUAUGCGAGACAGGUGUUGAACAAUCGAUGCACUUCGGUUCUAGCUUUAAAUAGUUAUUAAGGGUUCCCGUGGAAACCAACACGAGAACAGUGGUCGAUUUUUUUUGCAGUUUUAUGCAAAAGUUUGAUCUUUUCGUCGAGAAUUGGGGGAUUCGGGGUGGGGUCCAUGUGAAAAUACCGGGGUUGUAGUGAACUAAGUCAUAUUUUUUUUUCUCAUUUUUCUUCAUCUUAGAAAAGUGGAAACUGUACCAAUAAUUUCCGUCAUUUCAGGACGAUAAUUGUCCCAAAUUGCCUGUACGGUAAUCAUGAAUGCACCCCAUUACCGACCAGUCAUUGCCCAAAUAUGCACAAAUCAAUUUUUAUGGAAUACUAAACGUCUCUUCGCACUGUUACAUUUUUUUGAAAUAAUAAAAUAGAUAAAUUUGGAAUUUAAUCAAAGUUCCAAUUAUUCUAAUUGUCAUAAAAAUCAUGUCACUAAUGUCCUUUGGAUGUUCUAGUAAUCUACUAUUUCGUCAAUAUCAAUAUAAGAGAGUUAUAUAUGGGAGUUACUCGUUAAUUAGUCGUUGGCAAAAGCUUCAAAGUUUUUCGUUUGAAUUUCAAGAGUAAAUUUUUACCAGUGCCAGGAAUUUCAUUCAUUGCUUCGGUCUAUUUACCCCAUAACGUGUAACGGAAAAGACCAAAAAAAAAUUUUCCCUCUUCAUGUAAAGUAAAACAGUUAAAUAUUGUUCCCGGUGGGUAUUUUUAUUGUUAGCAGGGCGGACAAUUAAUGCGUGAGAAAUUGAAAAUAUUAAACAAGUGCAAUGAAACUCACUGUGCUCUACAGCAAAUUCUGUUGCCAGCAAAUUAUGACCUUCAAUUACUCUCUCGCUCUCUCUCUCUCUCUCUCUCUCUCUCUCUCUCUCUCUCUCUCUCUCUCUGUCUCAGUCACCAAUUUUGUUUGUUGUCAAUCGUAAAUAAUUUACCAUUAGUGACAAUGAAUAUGUACAGGAACACUUAAAGAGAUAAACGAGGAAGCAAAUGAACUAUUAACUAAUAAAAAAAGAUUGUCUAAAAUUUAUCAUUAAGUUUGUUAAAACUUUCAAGAUUUUACGAACUUCUUAAUAACCUCCGUCUACCUAGCCCCUAGAGUCUGUAAGGUCAUUAAACGUUUGAAUAUUGUCUUCACUGUACAGACAGAGACCAAAAAGAAACUUGAAAUUUCAAUCGAGUAAUUAUUUUAUAAUUAUCGUCAAGUACUCCUCCCGGAGCCACACCCGAAGAUGAAACGUCCCAACGAUGUCUAUCAUGAAUCGUAAUUAAUGUACCGUAAAUAAUAAAUGAGAUAUUGAAAUUCAAUAGCUACCAUACAAAUAAUAUAAAACGAUCAUCGAAAAUUCGUUGUUAAUUAAGUUCAAUGUAAUUUUCUUAACAGUGCGAGGUUGCUGAUAACUACAAUCCAUCCAGUCCGUAAAUAGUACAUUUCAAGUCUAGUCAUGGAAAGCAUAUCAUCCUCUCCCACGUGCAGAGUUGACCUCGGAGCUGUAGACGAAGAUGACAAGCACGUGGGGGAGGGUGAUAAGUCUUCUACGGUGUAGCUUGAACUACAUUUUUUCAGACGCAGGUGCUGGAAAGCGCGAAAUUAUGUUUUUCCGGCCACAGUCUGGAAAAGAGAAUUGAAAGGCAGAAAACCAUAAUUAUCGUUGUUUGGUGAACGUCAAGCAUUUAAAAAUAGUGUCCUCGAUGCACAAUGUUUAUCGUUAAUAAUGUUGACGAUUUUCCAGUAGUCGGAAAAACAACUUGCAAUUUUAAACGAGUGAAAUACGACUCUGUUGUAAUUGUGUAGAUUAACUCUCUAUUAUCAACAAAUAAUUGCACGUAUAAUGUUGAUUGUUAAUCGUAAUUAAUUUACUGCAAACGACAAUUAAUAUAUCGAAGCUGCGAUAUAGAUUGGACCAUUUCAUCAAGUGCAAAGGCCUGUUGCGAAAUACGAGGCAGUGAAAAUACGAUGAUAAAAAAAAAAUAAUGUCCAGUAUCUCCCUACUAUUAUUCGCGAUUUCGAAUCCCGGCGCAUGCAGCUGGGACAAAAACGCACAAUGAAUCUUGUCCUAGUUUUGAAGUGUACACAAAAUGCGUACAAAAUAAUAUCAUUACGUUACCCGAGCCAGACCCAGAAGAACCGCAGUUUCUAAAUUAUUUUAAUGCCCAGUGUCACGGAAAUAAACAGCACUGGUGGUUUACCAUGAGCUUAUGUCACGCAGGUUUUAAUGAUUAAAGUGAGGAGAAUGUACCUGACCAAAAUCUCCUACACUGUUUGAAUUAUUUUAAAAUUCCAUGGGCUAUUUAAUAUUAAUUUUCAGGAAGGCGAUAAUCAAGGCCAUUUGAGUGAGAAAAAAUACUGAAAUUUCAGUUGAAUAACAAUGGGAUUAUGGUGUAUUUAAAAAAUUACUGGAAUUUUUCAGCUUUUAUUUGCCACAGUUUUAAUGAAUUUUUUCCUAAACUAAUUAAUUUUCAAUUACGAAAUCCUGUGACAUUUUAUAAUUGAAAAUUAAUUGGGGAUGGGGGGUUUAUGAUUCUCCUACGUUUUCUGAAACUUCAUUGAACUUCAACUUGAUUACGCAUUAUUUGAUCCUGUCAGUCGCAAGAAUGAAUUUUUAAUGUCAAAGUCACGAAUAAUAUUCGAUUCACGAGAAUCCCCUUCGAUAUGAAAAAUUCAGGUCUCCACGAGAUUGUCUGGAAUUUUUCACAAUCAUUUUUUCAUCAAUGAAGAAAGUAAUCCAAAUUAUUGUCAUUCAUGAGCCAAGUAUUUUUGAUAAAAUGAGAAUGAACGAGGCGUUCUUUUAUACAAUAAAUUCUCAAGAAAAAAAAAACACCUACGUAUGUACGCCUGUGAGUGGAUGAUUCGAUGCUACCUCUUGAAAAUCCUCAUGGUAGAUUAAUUAAAAUUCUCGAGCUUCCAGUGAAAAACUCCAGUGUAAAACGAAUCAUUUCAUCAACGCCUCACGUCAGUCUUGACCUCUUUUUACAUAUUUUCCUCAUACCCGCAAUCAAGAUAAAAAACAGAAUAGGUUGUCGAUAAUUGACACAUUGAUUGACGCAAUUUUCUUCAAUAUUUUUUGUUCUAAUCUAAUUUCAAUGUAGGGAUGCACUCAACAGUCUAUACCUAUAAUAGUUUAUUUUUGAAUAGCAUACCCUCCGUGAAAAACGUUCAAGGGAGAGUAUUCGAUGUACUCCUUUCAAAGAAAUAUAUUGAAAAAUCUUAUGGAACUAGAGCAGCAUUUAUCUCGUGAACAUGGAAUUGCGGAAUGAAUGUCCAUUGAAAUUUGUCUCAUCUGGAGUUUUCAAUAAUUCCUGACAUUUUUAAUUACUCAAGGUGUGAAUUCCAUGAUGAGAAUGGGACAUUCCAUGUUAAUUCCGUCACUUUUCAAUGGGGAUAUAAUUUCUUCCCAUUACCUAGGUCAAAUUCUGAAUGGAUCUCCACAAAAUUAACCUGAAAUGUCUCAGCUAUUUUAAGAUGUCAGUGGCAUUAUGAACCCAAAUGUAUCUCUUACGAGUGUGAAUGUACAUUAAUCUAUUUUCUAUGACCUAUUGUGAAAUUAAUUAUUGAAUUAAAGAUAUACUCUGUGGUGAAUCAAAGAACAGCAGUGAAAUCAAUUCUGUAAGUUGUGUGAUUUUUCUGAUAGGUCUCAAUUGCUGAAAUAGAUUUCCCCAGGAUUCCCUGCUGUUUCAACAGUAAAGCCGCACUAUUCAUGUAGCCGUUGAGUGUAAUAUUCCAGUGAAUAAAUUAUGCAUGAAUAUAUGAAUAAUAAA